Sciurus carolinensis (gray squirrel) is the source of this 4841-nucleotide messenger RNA. RefSeq names its product SET domain bifurcated histone lysine methyltransferase 1 (gene Setdb1). Gene Ontology annotation, biological process: heterochromatin organization; negative regulation of gene expression. The record is from RefSeq and is a predicted model, not a curated record. Gene Ontology annotation, molecular function: protein binding; histone H3K9 methyltransferase activity; zinc ion binding. Bases 146 to 4156 code for a protein of 1336 amino acids. Lineage: Eukaryota; Metazoa; Chordata; Mammalia; Rodentia; Sciuridae. The transcript has 23 exons. Gene Ontology annotation, cellular component: nucleus.
CCCACCCUCACGCUGCUUCCCCUCCCCCAGUUCCCUUUUCCCUUCGGUUUCGCUCUUUCGCGUCGAGGCCGACCCCUGAGUCGUGAGUCUGGGGUCUGGUCGGUGAAAAAGCUCUUAUAGCUGGAAGCAGAGAGAGAACAAAAGCAUGUCCUCCCUCCCUGGGUGCAUUGGUUUGGAUGCAGCAACAGCUGCAGUGGAGUCAGAAGAGAUUGCAGAGCUGCAACAGGCAGUGGUUGAGGAGCUUGGUAUCUCUAUGGAGGAACUUCGGCAGUUCAUUGAUGAAGAAUUGGAAAAGAUGGAAUGUGUACAACAGCGCAAGAAACAACUAGCAGAGUUGGAGACAUGGGUAAUACAGAAAGAAUCUGAAGUGGCUCAUGUUGACCAGCUCUUUGAUGAUGCAUCCAGGGCAGUGACUAAUUGUGAGUCUUUGGUGAAGGACUUCUACUCCAAGCUGGGACUACAGUACCGGGACAGUAGCUCUGAGGAUGAAACUUCCCGUCCCACAGAGAUAAUUGAGAUUCCUGAUGAAGAUGAUGAUGUCCUCAGUAUUGAUUCAGGAUCGAACCCAGUGCCUCACACAUUGCUAGGUGAUGCUGGCAGCAGAACUCCAAAAGAUCAGAAGCUCCGUGAGGCUAUGGCUGCCUUAAGAAAAUCAGCCCAGGAUGUCCAGAAGUUCAUGGAUGCUGUCAAUAAGAAGAGCAGUUCCCAGGAUUUACAUAAAGGAACCUUGAGUCAGAUGUCUGGAGAACUGAGCAAAGAUGGUGACCUGAUAGUCAGCAUGCGGAUUCUUGGCAAGAAGAGAACUAAGACGUGGCACAAAGGCACCCUUAUUGCCAUACAGACAGUUGGGCCAGGAAAGAAAUAUAAGGUGAAAUUUGACAACAAAGGAAAGAGUCUGCUUUCAGGGAACCAUAUUGCCUAUGAUUACCACCCUCCUGCUGACAAGCUAUAUGUGGGUAGUCGAGUGGUGGCCAAAUACAAAGAUGGGAAUCAGGUGUGGCUGUAUGCUGGCAUUGUGGCUGAGACACCAAACGUCAAAAAUAAGCUCAGGUUUCUUAUUUUCUUUGACGAUGGGUAUGCUUCCUAUGUCACACAGUCAGAACUCUAUCCCAUUUGCCGGCCCUUGAAAAAGACUUGGGAGGACAUUGAAGACAUCUCCUGCCGAGACUUCAUAGAGGAGUAUAUCACUGCUUACCCCAACCGACCCAUGGUGCUGCUCAAGAGCGGCCAGCUUAUCAAGACUGAGUGGGAAGGCACGUGGUGGAAAUCCCGAGUUGAGGAAGUGGAUGGCAGCCUAGUCAGGAUCCUCUUCCUGGAUGACAAAAGAUGUGAGUGGAUCUAUCGAGGCUCUACACGACUGGAGCCCAUGUUCAGCAUGAAGACAUCUUCAGCCUCUGCACUGGAGAAAAAGCAAGGGGGACAGCUCAGGACACGUCCAAAUAUGGGUGCUGUGAGGAGCAAAGGCCCUGUUGUCCAGUACACACAGGAUCUGACCAGUACUGGAACCCAGUUCAAACCAGUGGAGCCCCCACAGCCUACAGCUCCUACAGCUCCACCUGCCCCCUCUGUCCCACCUGCUUCACCUCUGUCCUCCCAGGCAGGUGACAAUGAAAGCUUGGAAAGCCAGCUUGCUCAGUCACGGAAGCAGGUAGCCAAAAAGAGCACAUCCUUCCGACCAGGAUCUGUGGGUUCUGGUCAUUCCUCUCCUACGUCUCCUGCACUCAGUGAAAAUGCCCCUGGUGGGAAACCUGGGAUCAGUCAGACUUACAGAUCGCCAUUAGGCUCAACAACCUCUGCCCCAGCACCUCCAGCCCCUCCAGCCCCUCCAGCCCCUCCAGCCCCUCCAGGUCCUCCAGGUCCUCCAGGUCCUCCGGCCCCUCCAGCCCCUCCAGCUCUUCCAGCUCCUCCAGCCCCUCCAGCCCCUCCAGCCUUCCAUGGUAUGCUGGAGCGGGCCCCAGCAGAGCCUUCCUACCGUGCCCCCAUGGAAAAGCUUUUCUACUUACCUCAUGUCUGCAGCUAUACUUGUCUGUCUCGGAUCAGACCUAUGAGGAAUGAGCAGUACCGGGGGAAGAACCCUCUGUUAGUCCCACUGCUGUAUGACUUCCGGAGGAUGACAGCCCGUCGUCGAGUUAAUCGCAAGAUGGGUUUUCAUGUUAUUUAUAAGACACCUUGUGGCCUCUGCCUUCGGACAAUGCAGGAGAUUGAACGCUACCUUUUUGAGACUGGAUGUGACUUCCUUUUCCUGGAGAUGUUCUGUUUGGAUCCGUAUGUUCUUGUGGACCGGAAGUUUCAGCCCUAUAAGCCUUUUUACUAUAUUUUGGACAUCACUUAUGGAAAGGAAGAUGUUCCCCUCUCUUGUGUCAAUGAAAUUGACACAACUCCCCCACCCCAGGUGGCCUAUAGCAAGGAACGUAUCCCAGGCAAGGGUGUUUUCAUUAACACAGGCCCUGAAUUUCUGGUUGGCUGUGACUGUAAGGAUGGGUGUCGUGACAAGUCCAAGUGUGCCUGCCAUCAGCUGACUAUCCAGGCUACAGCCUGCACCCCCGGGGGCCAAAUCAACCCUAACUCUGGCUACCAGUACAAGAGACUAGAAGAGUGUCUGCCCACAGGGGUUUAUGAAUGUAACAAACGCUGUAAAUGUGAUCCACACAUGUGCACAAACCGAUUGGUACAGCAUGGACUACAGGUUCGGCUACAACUAUUCAAGACACAGAACAAGGGCUGGGGUAUCCGCUGCUUGGAUGACAUUGCCAAAGGCUCUUUUGUUUGUAUUUAUGCAGGCAAAAUCCUGACAGAUGACUUUGCUGACAAGGAAGGUCUAGAAAUGGGUGAUGAGUAUUUUGCAAAUUUGGACCAUAUAGAGAGUGUGGAGAACUUCAAGGAAGGAUAUGAGAGUGAUGUCCCCUGUUCCUCUGACAGCAGUGGUGUAGAUUUGAAGGACCAAGAAGAUGGCAACAGUGGUACAGAGGAUCCUGAAGAGUCCAAUGAUGAUAGCUCAGAUGAUAACUUCUGUAAGGAUGAGGACUUCAGCACCAGCUCAGUUUGGCGCAGCUAUGCUACCCGGAGGCAGACCCGGGGCCAGAAGGAGAAUGGAUUGUCUGAGACAGCUUCCAAGGAUUCUCGUCCCCCAGACCUUGGGCCCCCACAUCUUCCUAUCCCUUCCUCAAUUCCUGUAGGGGGCUGUAAUCCACCUUCCUCCGAAGAGACACCCAAGAACAAAGUGGCCUCAUGGUUGAGCUGCAAUAGUGUCAGCGAAGGUGGUUUUGCUGACUCUGAUAGCCGUUCAUCCUUCAAGACUAGUGAAGGUGGGGAGGGCAAGGCUGGGGGAAAUCGAGGGGAGGCUGAGAAGGCCUCUACUUCAGGAAUGGUCAUCAAGGAUGAAGGAGAUGUCAAACAGGCUAAGAAAGAGGACUCUGAUGACCGAAACAAGAUGUCAGUAGUUACUGAAAGCACUCGAAAUUAUGGUUACAAUCCUUCUCCUGUGAAGCCUGAAGGACUUCGACGCCCACCUAGUAAGACUAGUAUGCAUCAGAGCCGGCGACUCAUGGCCUCAGCCCAGUCCAACCCUGAUGAUAUCCUGACACUGUCCAGCAGCACAGAAAGUGAGGGGGAAAGUGGAACCAGCAGAAAGCCCACUCCUGGUCAGACGUCAGCCGCAGCAGUUGACAGUGAUGAUAUCCAGACCAUCUCCUCUGGCUCUGAAGGGGAUGACUUUGAGGACAAGAAGAACAUGUCUGGUCCAACAAAGCGCCAGGUGGCAGUGAAAUCAACCCGGGGCUUUGCUCUUAAAUCAACCCAUGGGAUUGCCAUUAAAUCAACCAACAUGGCCUCUGUGGACAAGGGGGAAAGUGCACCUGUUCGGAAGAACACACGCCAGUUCUAUGAUGGUGAAGAGUCUUGCUACAUCAUUGAUGCCAAGCUUGAAGGCAACCUGGGCCGCUACCUCAAUCACAGUUGCAGCCCCAACCUGUUUGUUCAGAAUGUCUUCGUGGAUACCCAUGAUCUUCGCUUCCCUUGGGUGGCCUUCUUUGCCAGCAAGAGAAUCCGGGCUGGAACAGAACUUACUUGGGACUACAACUAUGAGGUGGGCAGUGUUGAAGGCAAGGAGCUGCUCUGCUGCUGUGGAGCCAUCGAAUGCAGAGGGCGUCUUCUUUAGACAGUUGCCUUCCUCACUUUUAGAACUCUUCUUUCCUCAGGAACUGGGUCUUCCUGACAGUUGAACUCUGACCCCCCAAGUCUCUGGUCUAGCCACUCCCCCAGUUCCUAGUAGAUAGAAAUGGGGGUUCUGGAUCAGGAGAUCUCUUCCAAUGUGGUGCUAGCAGGCAGAGUCCCUUCUUGACUUCCUAAGGCACUAGGGAAUGGGGAAAGAUUACCACUCUAAUCUAGGCCUGCCAUCCCUUCCAUCAUAUGUUUGUUCAUGUGUUCAUGAUUCUAAUCAAAUUGGUAGGGGGGAGCACUGCAUAUCUGCUAUCCCUGAUUUGUAUUGUUCCUUGAGAAGUCUUUUAACAAAAUGGUAAAGCUAAGAUUGUGAUUUGAUUUCUCUCCCUCAGGCCCCAUACUCCCAUUCUGGAUCUUUCAAUGGUGAAACCUGUCCAUCCCCUGGUGGCCCCCCCCACACACACACAAUGGGCAGCUGUCAUUAAUCUUAUUAUACCUUCUCUAUUUUUAUUUUCCAUGUGAAAUUUUUAAAAGAAUGUUACAUAACUACAAGGAAGGCAUAAGAAAAACUAUCUUAGUUUAUUUAGUUAAUUCCUCAUCGAGUCCUAAUAAUCUGAUCCUUGUUGCCACAUUUUAUUUAAUCUUUAAUAUAUUUUAAUUAAAAAAACAAACCAUUAACAGGA